GACAUUGACAUUUGUAACUAUAAGUGUGGGUUUUCUAAGCACCAAUUUCUUCGUUUUUCUGAUUUGGUUAUUUUUCUGAGUUAGGGUGGUUCCGAUUCCAGGAUAUUUUUAUUUUAGAAGGAAUAUAUCCAUUAUUGUUAGGUAUAGCCUUUAACAAUUAAGAAGCCUCUUACGCCUUAUUCUCAUAAAAUUGAAAUAUUCAUUAGAAAUGUCUCAUACAAUCUUAUUGGUUCAACCAGGAGCAAACCCAGAAACAAGAACAUAUUCUGACUAUGAAUCUGUCAAUGACUGCAUGGAAGGAGUAUGCAGGAUAUAUGAAGAACAUCUAAAAAGAAGAAAUCCAAAUACACCAACUAUCACUUAUGAUAUCUCCCAGCUUUUUGAUUUUGUUGAUCAGCUUUCAGACCUGAGCUGCUUAGUAUACCAGAAAUCAACAAACACAUAUGCUCCCUACAACAAAGACUGGAUAAAAGAAAAAAUCUACAUUUUGCUUCGACAGGCUGCUGGCCAUACUGAUUAUAAUUUUUAAGAUUUCUUAUAUGUAUAUUGCUUGUUGUCAUAUACAUAAUUCUCUAGGGCUCUAGUGUGAUUUUGGAAAUGGAUCUUUUAGUAUUAGUUUGUGAGCCAAGAGUAAAAGUAUUUAGGGGCAGUUUUUAUUUAAAUAAAUUUUUUUUUAAUACUAAUGGGAUCAAAAAAUGCACUUAAAUCAAUUUACAUAUACGUAUGUGACCGCUCCAACUUAUGCAACAACUUUCCCAUAUUUAAAAUUAAAUCUUGAUCAGAUUUAAGAAUAUUAUUGGAAUACUGUUGUUGGUUUAUUUACUAAAAUCAUCAUGACUUUUAGAUGCAUAACGGUGUUUUUGUUUUCAUUUUAAAAUAUAUUUUUUUGAAUGAAUAAACCUUUUUUUCGCGGGGUUUUUGUGACUUUAUAAUUUAAAUAAAGUUAAACAAUAUUUGUUAUGUAUCUCAUUAUGGCUCAAAUAUGGUUUAUUAUUUAUAAAUAAGAAUAUUUCAUUAUUUUCAUAAAAACUAUUAAAUAUUAUUCAAACUUG
Anthonomus grandis grandis is the source of this 1052-nucleotide messenger RNA. It is a transcript of the gene e(r), whose product is annotated as enhancer of rudimentary homolog. NCBI's taxonomy places the organism in Eukaryota, Metazoa, Arthropoda, Insecta, Coleoptera, Curculionidae. The record is from RefSeq and is a predicted model, not a curated record. Bases 209 to 529 code for a protein of 106 amino acids. The transcript is spliced from 3 exons.